Quercus robur (English oak) is the source of this 1846-nucleotide messenger RNA. RefSeq lists its product as uncharacterized. The record is from RefSeq and is a predicted model, not a curated record. Lineage: Eukaryota; Viridiplantae; Streptophyta; Magnoliopsida; Fagales; Fagaceae. The transcript is spliced from 4 exons. Bases 96 to 1631 code for a protein of 511 amino acids.
AAAAUAAAAAUAGCCCGCCUUUCACAAUAAAUUCAAACACACAGCGAGAGGAGAGCCCCAACGUUUCUCACAGAUAGAGAGAGAGAGAGAGAGAGAUGUUAAAGAACGAAGCGAAAUCGAAGUCGAAGACGGUAAGGAAGCCAUUGAGAGACGUAUCCAACAAGAAGUAUAAUAAUGGCGGAACGUUCUCGAAACCCUUGGAUAUGAAGAAGGAUCUCAGAUUUUCAGAGAAAGAAGAGGAUCGGUGUAAGGGAGUGGAAGAAGAAGUAGAUGAAGAAGAUGGAUCGCUCGACCGCCUUCUGCUCGUCCAGUCCGAUCUCUCCUCUCUCGUCCAUCAGUUUGAUGAGCUCGUUGUGCAAGCAUUUAAACUGAAGUCAACGAGCAAACAGGGGAGAAUAGAAAUUGAAUCUUUCACGCAUUUCUUGUCUGAAAUGCUUUCUUCUUUAAAGCCAUGGCUUCCCAGAUUUCAGAAGGUUCUCUCCAGUCCUUCGGCAGAGUCUGAAAAUCAGUUGGGACAGACUGGGGAAAGUAAAAUAGUUUCUUCGAUUAAUGACAUUGAAAGUGAUGCUGUUGACAGUCCAGAAGAAACCAAGUUGGAUUCAUUAAUCUCUCCUUCUCCCCUUGUAUCAUGGCGUGCUGACUGCACUGUUGAGAGAGGUAGACAGCUUUUUUUGCUUACACCUCUUCCUAUAUCAAAAACAUUAUCGUCCAAAUGUCAGGGCCCAUCUAAAUCAGUAUUUGAAAGGAAUACUUCCAAUACUGCUUCUGAGCAGCCAACUUUUUGUACUCUUUUAGAAGAUGUAAAUGAUGAUUUACUUGAAAGUGUUCCCAUAAGGCCAACUACAAGUAAGCCUUCUGAUUCUGCUACCACUGAAUUUAGAAAAACUUUACAGUCUGAAUUUGCAUCUUUGUCCUGUUUUUCAAAAAAGGAGUGCUCCAUGCUUGUUAUGACUCCAUGCUCGAAAAUGUCACCUCCAAAAUCUUGUGUAUUGCUUGAACCUAUAUCUGAGACCUCUCAUCAAGGCAAUUACAGGUUUCGUAAGGCUACCCCAUUUCCUGUUGGGAUUAAUUGCAGUAGAUCACAACUUUCUGAAUCCUCUAGCAGUGAUACUUCUGAAGGUCUUGCUUUCAAGUAUCCUGAGCUCUUAGGGAUUCAAGGGGCUUAUAAACCUGGGAUUGGAAAGAAAAAGGCAGAAGCAUCGCCAGGCUGGUUUGUGUCACCUCCUAAAACUUGCGUCUUACUUCAGCCACCUGAUGAGAAAUCAUUGAAUGAUGCAGCUGAUGGCUGCCAGAUGCCUUCGUCUCAUGUUUUCAAUAAUCAAAAGAACUUGUCAUUUGCAAAGCAAGACAAUGUCCAAUGUGGUGUUCUGCAAACCAGCAAAUCUUGUAACCAAGAAACUCUUGGUGGCAAUUUAGCAUCCAUAGACAGCACUCCAAUGUGGAGGGAACCCGAAAGCACAAUCCACCGAGGCAAAUGUCCCGGUGAGAAUACUUUAAAGAAAGAGUUGUGGACAAGGUUUGAAGCAGCAUCCACUCAUGGGCUUCGUUUUAAUGCCUCUGUGCCUGAAAAUACUGCUUCUAAAGGAUUUCUUGACUUACUCGACGAGGCCUCUUGUGACGAAGAAAGUUAAAAUGGUUGCGGGUUUGAGCCAGCAAACGUAAAUUUUUUUUCAUUUAUUUUUGGAUAUGUAAAUGGUGGUUCUUGUUGUAUGCUAGAACAGGAGAACUAUUUAGGGGCUCGGUCAUUGGUUUUGUACCACCUAUGACACAUGUAUCCUUUGGUGGCACAGGCGCUUUUGUUCGCUGAUCAAUUUUUCGAUAAUACAUAUGUUGCUUAUAAUUUGUA